Messenger RNA from Plasmodium adleri (nom. inval.), 816 nucleotides. RefSeq names its product conserved Plasmodium membrane protein, unknown function. NCBI's taxonomy places the organism in Eukaryota, Apicomplexa, Aconoidasida, Haemosporida, Plasmodiidae. The coding region runs from base 1 to 816 and encodes 271 amino acids. The record is from RefSeq and is a predicted model, not a curated record. The transcript has a single exon.
AUGCAAAAGGUACAUACUGUAAAAAUUGAUAAUGGAGAAAGUGAUGAUUAUAAUUCAACAAAUGAAUCACCAAGGAAAUUAAAUAAUUCAACUGGUUUGUCAAAAAAGAAGAGUGGAAAUAUAUCAAGAAAAGCUAGUUCCUUUAUUUAUAGAAUAUCAAGAAAUGAUAAGAAGCGUGGAUCAUUUUCUAGUAAAAAAGGUGAAUAUAUUAUAGAAGAUGAGGAUAAACCAAAAAUAACAUUCAGAGAAUUUUUGAGUUGCCCAUUAGAAUAUCAUACGAAUUUAAUGGGUACAAUUCUUUUUAUAUUUGGAAGUGCAUUUUUUUUGUAUCAACCUUUAUAUAUAUCAGGUUGUGUUAUUUUUGCAAUUGCAUGUGCAUUAUGUUUAUAUAGUAAUUUUAUAGGAGCUAUUAAUAAAGAACAAAGGAAAAAUAAUGAAUACUAUGGAUUCGUUCUUUAUAUAAUAGGAUGUGUUGUAUUUCUAUUGGGCUCAAUUUAUAGUUGUUUUGAAAAUGAUUCUUACGCAAUAAUAUCUUAUAUAAUUGGAAGUAUAUUUUUUUUAUUUGGAGCUAUUAUGUUUUUAUUUUCGAUAAAAUUUUCUCAAAUAAAAAGAAUUGAUAUUAAUAUAUUAGCUGUAUUCUUUUCUAAUUUUAUUGGAGGAAUUUUAUUUACUGUUGGAAGUGUAUUUUUUUUUUAUACUGAAUUAUAUGAUACAGCUUGUUACCUUUUUAUUAUAGGAAGUGUCAUAUUUACUUUGGGUGUAUAUUUCGACUACAUCAUUUAUAUAAAUAAUAAUUUCACCUUAGAUAUUGUAUAA